This is a messenger RNA of Pipistrellus nathusii (Nathusius's pipistrelle), 1449 nucleotides long. The record is from the annotation of a GenBank genome assembly. Lineage: Eukaryota; Metazoa; Chordata; Mammalia; Chiroptera; Vespertilionidae.
AUGGGUCCAGUCAUGCCUCCCAGCAAGAAGCCGGAAAGCUCAGGAAUUAGCGUCUCCCGUGGGCUGAGCCAGUGUUACCGGGGCAGCGGCUUCUCCAAGGCCCUCCAGGAAGACGAUGACCUCGACUUCUCCCUGCCCGACAUCCGCCUAGAAGAGGGGGCCAUGGAAGAUGAGGAGCUGACCAACCUGAACUGGCUGCACGAGAGCAAGAACCUGCUGAAGAGCUUCGGGGAGUCGGUGCUCCGGAGCGUCAGCCCCGUCCAAGACCCGGACGACGACACGCCCCCGUCCCCCGCCCACUCCGACCUGCCCUACGAUGCCAGGCAGAACCCCAACUGCAAGCCCCCCUACUCCUUCAGCUGCCUCAUAUUUAUGGCCAUCGAGGACUCCCCGACCAAGCGCCUGCCGGUGAAGGAUAUCUACAACUGGAUCUUGGAACAUUUCCCGUAUUUUGCAAACGCACCGACUGGGUGGAAAAACUCAGUGAGACACAAUUUGUCGUUGAAUAAGUGUUUUAAGAAGGUGGACAAAGAGAGGAGUCAGAGCAUUGGGAAAGGGUCGUUGUGGUGCAUAGACCCGGAGUACAGACAAAACCUAAUUCAGGCUCUGAAAAAGACACCUUAUCACCCGCACCCUCACGUGUUCACCACGCCGCCCGCCUCUCCUCAGGCAUAUCAAAGCACAUCAGGUCCACCCAUUUGGCCGGGCAGUACCUUCUUCAAGAGAAAUGGAGCCCUUCUACAAGAUCCUGACAUUGAUGCUGCCAGUGCCAUGAUGCUUUUGAAUACUCCCCCUGAGAUACAAGCAGGUUUUCCGCCAGGAGUGAUACAGAACGGAGCGCGGGUUCUGAGCCGAGGGCUGUUCCCCGGGGUCCGGCCAUUGCCAAUCACGCCCAUUGGGAUGACGGCCGCUGUGAGGAACGGCCUGGGCAGCGGCAGGACGCGGACCGAGAGCGAGCCGUCGUGCGGCUCCCCGGUGGUCAGCGGGGACCCCAAGGAGGACCACAACUACAGCAGUGCCAAGGCGGCCGCCGCCCGGAGCACCUCGCCCGCCAGCGACUCGGUGUCCUCCUCCUCGGCCGAGGACCACGACGAGCUCGCCGCGGCGGCCAAGGGGGGCCCGGAGGGCAGCGAGGGCAGCGCGCAGGGCCGCGGGGGCCACAGCGGGAGCCACAGCGAGGCCGAGGAGGACAAGCAUGGCCCCCGGGAGGCGCCCCCCGACGCCCCGCACAAGAAGCGCCAGCACCUCGCCAAGGCCCGGCGGGUCCCCAGCGACUCGCUGCCCCUCAAAAAGAGACGCACCGAGAAGCCCCCCGAGAGCGAUGACGAGGAGAUGAAGGAGGCGGCGGGGUCGCUCCUGCACUUGGCAGGGAUCCGGUCCUGUUUGAACAACAUCACCAAUCGGACGGCAAAGGGGCAGAAAGAGCAGAAGGAGACCACGAAAAAUUAA